CGGCCAGACAAACAGUCAGACUGUAUCUCGCUUGCAGUUGACAAAAGAGCAACGUCCUAGCCCUAUCCAACUAUUCCUCUCCAAUACCGCAGUUUACAUUUCCAAUCAGAAUCGAUUGACGACUUGCACGAUUAAUCCAUACGAAACAUCUAUGUCAACCUGAUUUAUACAUCAGUCCACCGUUAAAAGAUGGGUUGACCACGUACACUCUUCCAGUACAUGUGCAAAUCUCACCGUUGUCCGAUUCGACUGUUAUCAAUCGACACUCGUUGGCUUGUUUCGUUCGAGUAAUGUUUCUGUCACCCAGCAACUCAACAUGUCUCUCCUAUUGAUCCCAGCGGAGAUUCGUGCCACAAUAUUUGGAUUCACCUUUUCAGACCUCGUCGUCUGCCCUCGCCUUCUUGUCGUGAAUUCAGAGGGCGAAAGAUUGAGUGGACAGUACAGCGGGCGAGCCGAACUCAACAAGACACAAUUGCACCAGUCUAUACAAAGUCUUCCCCAUGACCAAGACAAGACCCCUCCACUUCCCCUGUCUCUAUCCCUUCUGACCAUCCAUCCGAUUUUGUACCCUGAAGCUCUCGCUAGCUUUCUCUCCGUGGCUACUAUCAAUGUUCCAUCUCACGCCCAUCACAUGAUACUCACCGACACCAACUCGCCGUUGUCCCAACACCUCCACCGCCUCUGCCACCUUCGCAUUGCGCACAAUCUCCUUCCCUCCUAUCCACCGCCAUCCCUUCUCUCGACCUUCCCACGCCUCAAGUCCCUCACCAUCACCAACAUUCGUGUUUUCUUCCACCCCCGCGAAAUGGCCAUUCUCGACCGCCACACUCCCCAACUUCUAGGUGAAGGCGGUCAUGGUAGCGAUUAUCGAGGUAUUGACCGUUCACCCGGCUUGGUGGUAUUCAGAAUCCUCGUAGCUAGUCUCCGCGAGGAAGAGGCUGAGCACAUCAUGAGGCUUUUCGCCGCGUGUCACGGGCUCUUUAUGCUGAAAUUGCAUUUCCGUGUCGCUAGGAGGAGAAGCUGGGAAGAUGGUGGCAACGCAGAGGACGAGGCCGAUGAUGAUCAAGCUGCACCGGGCGAGGGAGAUGUCGAUCUCGAUAUAGCGAGAUUGAGGAGAAAGGAAAGAGAGUUCACUUAUUCAUUCAAUGCAGACUCGAGAUCCUGA
Molecule: messenger RNA, 1165 nt
Organism: Exophiala mesophila
Lineage: Eukaryota; Fungi; Ascomycota; Eurotiomycetes; Chaetothyriales; Herpotrichiellaceae
Exons: 1
Coding region: 317-1165 (282 amino acids)
Source: RefSeq, a predicted model, not a curated record